Molecule: messenger RNA, 2319 nt
Organism: Hypoxylon fragiforme
Lineage: Eukaryota; Fungi; Ascomycota; Sordariomycetes; Xylariales; Hypoxylaceae
Product: glycosyltransferase family 21 protein
Exons: 2
Coding region: 637-2265 (542 amino acids)
Biological process (GO): glucosylceramide biosynthetic process
Cellular component (GO): membrane
Molecular function (GO): ceramide glucosyltransferase activity
Source: RefSeq, a predicted model, not a curated record
CUUCAGUUAUUUUAUGUACUUUGGCUGUUAGCCCUACGGCCUCAUUCGCAAGGCAACAACUAUCGCUCCUUGCCCUGGGGAGUUAGUGUAUGCAAUUUCCAAUGGAUCUUUUUUUUCUCAAUAGCGGGACUAGCGGGACUUGCGGAACCCUCUACCACUGUUACCAACUGACCAGAGUAAGAGCAGUGCGGUGACACGGAAUUUAAUGAGAAUUUCCUAUCAUUUCCUAUCAUUGCUGACGUUCGGAUCUUCAUUAAUAAAUUUCAAUUAUAAUCCCCGUUCCAUUUUUAUAUUCUCAUAAUCCAAACAUUAAACACUAUGAAGAUUACUAAAUCAUUACAUUAAUUAAUAUUAUCCUCGAGUUUGUGUUGUUGUCUCUUGUUUAUUCAAGAAGAUGCUGAUUGUCACCUUUAUAUCCCACGUCACGAUACUGAGUCCUUGCGUCUGUUAGCCACAUAUCAGCCUUCAUUUCUAGCCUACCCUAGGUACCUUACCUACACAAGGUACAUAACUCGAGCUGCCUAACUUCAAGUUCAUUUCCGAAUGAUUUUGUUUGAUGGCUAGUACUAAGUGGACUUGUUGUUGUAUUGCACCUAACAAAUUAUCAACUUCUUAAUUCCAUUUUGACAUGACCCAAUGCUCUCUAAUAUAAGUCAAGUUUUUGGCUCUGUCGGCAUUAUAUGGGGUUCCUUUGUCUUUCUGGUGCAGACCAUAGGAAACUACCAGAUCUUCCGCAACUAUUCUUCCAAGCCGCCACCUCCCGUAUCGCCGUUCUUACCGAAAGAUGAAGUUCCACAUGUAACCAUUAUACGUCCUGCCAAAGGCCUUGAGCCCGGCCUAUACGAAUGCCUAGCCUCCGUCUUCCACCAGUCAUACCCCAAGGACAAGUUGACCAUAUACUUUUGCGUAGCGUCCAAGGAAGAUGCCGCCUACCCCGUUAUCCUAAAGCUCCUCGAGAACCACCCCGGCUUCGAUGCCAAGGUCUUCGUCGAAACCGAAGACCCUUACCUUCACGGUGACGGGGGCCAUGUUGACAACGUCGGUCCGAAUCCCAAGGUUCGGAACCUGAGCAGAGCGUAUCGGGAAGCCAAGGGUGAUAUAAUGUGGCCACUCGAUUGUAAUGUGUGGAUUGCCAGGGACGUAACGGGACGUAUGGUCGACAAACUUUGCGGGUACCUACCGAAUGGCCAAAGAGCGAAACCGUAUAAGUUUGUGCAUCAAUUGCCUUUAGUUGUGGACACGGUCACCUCCAUGAGUAGUUUGAACUCUAAGGGCCAGACACUACUCUCGGGCUCUUCCGUUACCGGUGGAUCCGACGCUCAGUCCAACGUGAACGUCCCAUCCUCCGUCUUCUCGCGGUCCUGGGCCCACGGCGGCGGACGUCUAGAGGAGAUGUUCAUGGCCACCACUCACGCUAAAUUUUACAGUGCCAUCAACACCGUCGGCAUAGCCCCAUGCAUUGUGGGGAAGAGCAACAUGUUCCGAAAGUCACAUCUCGACCAGGUCACCGACCCAGCCCGAAACCCGAUCCUAACCGGCAGAGCCGCUACUCUGCCCAAGGGGCUGGACCACUUCUCGCUGUUCAUGUGCGAAGACCAUGUCAUCGGCGACCUCCUAUGGCGAUCCAGCCUACCCGGCUUUGCCAACCAUGGCCUCGUCUGGGGCGACCUGGUCAUCCAGCCCAUGGCAGGCAUGUCUAUACGGGCCUAUGCCGCACGCAGAGUUCGGUGGUUACGCGCCCGGAAGUGGACAGUGCUAUCGGCAACCUUGGUCGAACACGGCGUCGAGAGCCUUGUGUGCUGCUUCUACAUCUCGUUUGGUCUCACCAGUUUGCCCUGGUUUCAUGAAACCUUCGGCAUCCCACAGACCUGGAAGGCCAUGUUGUACUGCUGGUUAACGGGCAUCACGCUGUGGAUGGCUAUAGACCGCGUCGUCUUCAAGAGAUUACACGCCGGGCGGACCAUCUACGUUGACGAGAAUACACCGCCAUUCGCGCGAGGCACCAGUGGAGGCGGGGCAGAGAAGCGCCGGUUUGGCGAGUGGUUCUUAGCAUGGCUGGGACGAGAAAUCCUUGCGUUACCUAUAUGGACGUGGGCCGUGUUCCUCGGCACCACGGUGAACUGGAGAGGGAAGCUGUUUCGCGUUCGGUCGGACAUGACCGUUGUCUCGAUAGACGCUGAGGGGAGAGACGUGCAGGUAGACGCGGCGCCUCAGCAAGCAUCACAGAAUGGGCAUAGCUUAGCAUCAAGAGGGAAAAAAGACUAGAUACGGGAUAACUGCCGUAGUACCUAUAUAUCUAUAAUACAUAAUAUUAUAUUG